Cantharellus anzutake is the source of this 1080-nucleotide messenger RNA. RefSeq lists its product as uncharacterized. The coding region runs from base 316 to 939 and encodes 207 amino acids. The transcript is spliced from 3 exons. The record is from RefSeq and is a predicted model, not a curated record. NCBI's taxonomy places the organism in Eukaryota, Fungi, Basidiomycota, Agaricomycetes, Cantharellales, Hydnaceae.
AAUAGCUCUUUACAUAAAUAGACGUUCUCACGUUCUGUACUCAAUGGGAACGUUUAUUUACAUUGCGUAAAGAGCUAUUUUCCAACGACGAUGCCAAGCUUGCUGUGUGCGGGUUCGCAUAGCUGCGGCCUGCCUUCAAUUUCAAGCCUCUAAGUUUCUGCGCUUAUCCGGUGAACUUCGGCACAGUAAAAUCUGUGGAGAGAAAAAACGUGGAUAAACAUGGCAAGUAAGAAUUUCUAACACUGCAAUUUCCAACCUAUACAAUAGUGCUACUUAACUAGGUACUGCCCCUUCAAAUAAUGUCGCAUAUGCAUCAUGUGCGCGCGGCGAUUGAGCUAUUCCCCGUUCACUCCACGCGGGCAUCCCCCUUACUACCCCAGUGCAAUGCCUAGAAAAAAUCCGUUCAAAAUCAUCCCCCAACGUAACAAAGGAAGUCAUUCCGCCCCCGGCUCAUCUUCACAACCACCGCUCCCCUCGACCUCCUCCGAGUCCCCUCAUGUUCCCCAGAUCAAUAUCACUAGUCCCCAGAUACCCCGAGAUCAUGACAACACUCACAGCGAUCGACACGGGUUGCCGACGGAGCCUUAUCCUGAACCCGAAGUGACCGGCCAGGCCCUGCCUUCUAUUGAAAGAGCUUCAAAGAAAUCGGAAUCUCUUAUGGGUCAUGUAUUCGGGUGGGCCCGUAGGAAAUUGAGCCCUAAUCGCAGCAGGCCUAGUACUCCCAAUCUCGUUGAACCAUCCAGACCAGCCACGCCUCUCCAGCUGUCCGCUAAUGAUGCAGUACUUCCUUCAUUUCCCCUCGCCCGUGGGGAAAAUAUCGAUAAUCUUCGUGAAACAUCUGGCUCGUAUGCCACACAUGACAAUGGCCUGAGCCUUCAUGCACAAUUGGAACGCGAAGCUCAAGCAGUGAUCGGGGGAUGUAAUCAUCGGCGCUACUAGACUCAUUCUCCAAAAUGCGGCCUCCGCCCUUAAGUUUGCCCCGAUUCCGAAUCUUGAUGCAAUCCCGGACUUGCUUUUGAAGUGGCUCGACGUCUACGAGACUGUCGGUGGAAACGACGAAAGUCUUAAAGGACUGGACGA